Molecule: messenger RNA, 3074 nt
Organism: Umbelopsis ramanniana AG
Lineage: Eukaryota; Fungi; Mucoromycota; Umbelopsidomycetes; Umbelopsidales; Umbelopsidaceae
Exons: 12
Coding region: 172-2946 (924 amino acids)
Biological process (GO): maturation of SSU-rRNA from tricistronic rRNA transcript (SSU-rRNA, 5.8S rRNA, LSU-rRNA)
Cellular component (GO): intracellular anatomical structure; nucleolus
Molecular function (GO): ATP binding; ATP hydrolysis activity; RNA binding
Source: RefSeq, a predicted model, not a curated record
GGUUUCUUUCUCUCAAAAGGUUUACAAUCCGCCGUUCUCUCAUAAAAUUGACCAAUUCCUUUUUCAUAUUUGUAGUCGACUAUUCCAGAAGCAGUUCGCAAGAAGCAUAGGCCGUCAAAAGCAGACGAUACCGAUUCUUCUUUCGAUAGUUCCGACUCAGAGUACGACGCCAUGAGCGAUAGCGAACCUGCCAUGAAGCCCAAGAGCAAAGCCGAAGAAGAUAUAGACAAUGGCCCGACUGCGUUGGAACAAGCUGUAGAGGCAGUAAAAGGUGUAAAGGAACCAGUCACACUUCGAGUUGUUGAGGAAGACGAUGAAAUCAAAAAGCUGUUGUUAGAGCGCAAUAGAGGCGGAGACCUGAGCCACGAUGACUACAAGCCUUUCUAUGUCUCUGUCAAGCGUAAGCCAGAAAUCCAAGCAGCAAGACUGAAGCUUCCGGUGUGUGGUGAAGAGCAAGUUAUAAUGGAAGCCAUCAGAAAUAACACUGUGGUUAUCAUUUGUGGUGAGACUGGAUCUGGUAAAACAACACAAGUUCCACAGUUUUUGUAUGAAGCAGGAUUUUCUCACCCAGAUAGCGUCAAUCCUGGCCUCAUUGGUGUUACCCAACCACGCCGUGUCGCUGCUGUCAGCAUGGCCAGUCGUGUUUCGCAUGAACUGAACGUCACCGAUGAAGUUAGUUAUCAGAUUCGUUAUGAUACAACCACCAGCAAAAACACAAGGAUCAAAUUCAUGACUGAUGGUGUCCUUCUGAGAGAACUAGCGGCAGAUUUUCUGCUUACAAAAUACUCCGUUCUCAUUAUUGAUGAAGCCCAUGAAAGAAAUUUGAACACUGAUAUCUUGAUUGGUGUCAUAAGUCGAGUUCUUAAACUGAGAGCCAAUUUGAGUAAACAAGAUCGCGAGAAGAUAAAGCCACUUCGCGUAGUCAUCAUGUCAGCAACGCUUAGAGUCACUGAUUUCACUCAAAACAAGUCUUUGUUUGACAACCCACCGCCUGUUAUUAAAGUUGAUGCCAGACAAUAUCCAGUAUCUAUUCACUUUAAUAAGCGCACACCAGAAGUUGACUAUGUUGACGAAGCCUAUAAGAAAAUUGGCAAGAUUCACAAGAGAUUGCCACCAGGAGGAAUCCUUGUCUUUUUAACCGGACAGCAAGAGAUCGUUAAUCUUUGUAAAAAGCUUCGUCAGCGAUUUCCUACGCUGCCAAAGCGUGCUUCGAAAAUAGAUGUUGCAAAAGAAAAAGCCUCGAUUGAAGCAGAGUCUCGUAUAGAAACAGUUUCAGCACGUAACGAGGAUGUUGAAGCUGAGGAGAUUGAGCUGGGUGACUCUGCAGAUCAAAUUGAAGACUUUGAGCUACCUGAUAGUGACGAAGAAGACGAUAGCGACGAUGAGCUUGGAUUUUAUGGCGAAGAUGACGUGCCAAAUGAAGAGGAAGACACUGAUGCUCCCUUGCACGUUCUUCCGUUGUAUUCCUUGCUCCCCACUGAUGCUCAGAUGCGAGUGUUUGAAGAUCCACCUGAAGGAACUCGCCUAUGUAUUGUUGCUACUAAUGUAGCAGAAACAUCUGUUACUAUUCCUGGCAUUCGAUAUGUUGUUGAUGCAGGCAAAGUGAAAGAGAGGCAGUAUAAUUUGGGCACCGGCAUUCAAUCAUUCGACGUGGACUGGACAUCAAAGGCAUCUGCGGAUCAGCGCGCAGGUCGUGCUGGUAGAACAGGACCUGGCCACUGCUAUCGACUUUACUCCUCCGCGGUCUUCGACAAUUACUUUCCACAAUUUUCUGUUCCUGAAAUUAAUCGCAUGCCUAUCGAAGGUGUCAUCCUUUCAAUGAAAUCAAUGUAUAUUGAUAACGUGGUGAACUUUCCAUUUCCCACACCUCCACCAAAGCCCAAUUUGAUCAAAGCUGAAAAGAUCUUGACACAUCUGGGAGCAAUCGAUCGUGAUCAGAAACGCAUCACUGAUUUAGGAAGAUCAAUGGCCACUUUCCCUAUCAUCCCGAAAUUUGCCAAGAUGCUCAUCAUCGGCCAACAGCAUGGAUGCUUGCCUUUUGUGAUCGCCAUUGUCUCUGCUCUUUCUGUCGGAGAUCCAGUCUUAAGAGAUAGCGACCUGAAUGACCUUGCAGACGAGGAAAGCGAUAGCGACGAUGAAAAUGGUACCACGGAUGUGAAGAAAAUGGAACUUCACAACAUUCGUAACGAAAGCGUUGCUGAGAAGGAGCGCAGAAAGUUGACAAGAAGUAAAUAUUACCAAACCCAAAUGAAACAUGCCGGAUUGGAUCCUACAAGCGACAUCAUAAAGUUACUCAACAUAGUUGGUGCCUAUGAAUAUGCUGGUGCAACCCAAAGCUUUUGCGAGGCGAAUUUUGUUCGUCCCAAGGCGAUGGAGGAAAUAAGAAAACUUCGUAGACAAUUGACUAACUUGGUUGUGGCCAAUUGCGACGGAGUCGAUGUCUCGAUCGACCCUAAAAUGCAACCACCAUCUACACUACAACUUAAAGUUCUGCGACAGAUCCUUACCGCAGGUUUUAUUGACUCUAUUGCUGUACGCAAGGAUUAUAUUGAAAGCGGCGGAAGCGAAGGCAGCAAGUUCAAGAGCACACGAGGUGUCCCGUACAGAGUCAUGUGGAGCGACGAAGAUGUAUUUAUACACCCAUCUUCCGUCCUUUACCAUCAGCCAGCCCCUCUUUUCGUUGCGUACAACGAGCAGUUCAAGAGCAGUAAAGUGUGGUUGAAAGGCGUGACAAAAGUGGAACCAAAAUGGCUUGCUAAAAUUGGUAAAUCAAUGUGUACGUACGGAAAGCCUCUAGAAUUCCCAGUUGCCAAGUUCAUGAACGAAAAGAAGACUGUGAAAAAGUCGUGGGUUGUUCCAAGCUUUGGUCCUAAAGGUUGGCCAUUGCCGCCAGUUGAAAUAGAGCAAAAACUUGUUGGCACUCGCUGGGUGUUUACUACCCAGUGAUCUUGCGGUUUUAGUUAGCUAAAACAAAAACAAAAUGUAUUAUACAGUUAUCAUUCUGCAUUUUGAUUUUCCCUCAUAAAACUAGCAUUGUAUAUCAUAUAAAUUCAUCUCUUUGAAUCAUGUUGACA